AUGGUUAGACGGAAUAAUGAUGAAGGCGGGUGUUCGGAAGACGCUGAAACGCGAUCGUGUCCUGGUGAUUUGGGAUCGAAUCAGAGUCAGCCGAAACCGAGAAUUAAACGGUGAGUUUGAAAAUGGGUUUGAAUGAAUCUCAAAAAUUUUUUUGUUCAAUUUCACUUAAAUCUUUUUAUUCAAAAAAUCUCGAAAGUUUAUGAAAUAAUUUUCAGAACUCUCCGAUCAAAUUCGCAAAAAUCUAAUUUCCGAAUCUGAGAAUAUUUUUUUCAUAAACUGGAAAUUCAAAACUUUGUACUCUUCAAGCAAAUCAUUUUUUUUAGAACAUUUCCAUCCUCCCUUCUUGAAAAGCACUUUAUUUUUGGUUGUAAAAAUGGAUUUCCAAUUUUUUAUAUCAUCGAAAUUUUUUUUUCUAUUUCUGAAAAAAAUCAUUCCACUUGAAUUCAUUGACGUCAUCCUUAAAAAUACCAAAUUAAGGGGAUUACACAUCUGAAAAAGUACAACUAGAGAGAAAAACAGCAAUGACGUUGAAAUAAUAUUGGAGCUUCAUUAAUUAGGUUGUUCGCUCUUUUACCCAAGAAAAUAUAAUUACAGGGGAAAUAUGAUGAAAAAAUGAUGUCAGAAACCUAAUAAAAAUUUUCAGAAGUCAUAUGCGACAAGCAUCUCAAGGGGUCCCACAACGACAUGUCGAGCGGCCACCGCGAAGAAAAGAAGUUCGACUUCCAGUAAGUUCAUUUCACUAAUGUACAAACAUAAAAAAUGCAUAUUAUGUUUUCUAAUGUCAUCGUAUUCUGCAACAUUUUUUUUCAUUUUACGAAUAUUUCCAUUAUUUUUUCUAUUCUUAAGGAAUAGUUUUUGAUUUUUGCAGGCUCAACACACCGAAUUAAUCGAGCGCGAAAUGACUGUGCUCACUGAAGAAUCGUUGUGUGGAAUUGGUAAAUGGCGACCGAAAUGGUUGCAAUUUUUGGGUAAUCGAUUCUGGAUGUUAGUUCUACUCUGUGUAUAUUGUAGUAUGCAGGUAAGCUAAAACAACGUGUAAUAAUUUGAUAUCAAAAAAAACUAUUACGAUUCCAGGGCAUGCUAGUAAAUGGUUUAGUCCCAUCUGCAAUCUCUUCAAUAGAAAGACGUUUUCAAUUUUCAACAAGAAAUAUGGGUAGUAUAGUACAGUUUUAUGAUUUUGGUUAUGUUCUUCUCUGCAUUCCUGUCUCUUAUUUUGGUGGUCGACACAGUAAACCAACAGUUUUAGCUGUCGGUUUAGCAUGUAUGGCGUUUGGCUCAUUUUUAUUCUCAACUCCACACAUGUUAUCCAGCAGUUAUUCGACGUCUCAACCAAAUACUUCUAGUGGAGUUUGCUCUAUUGAACAUUGUAAGUUUGUCUAGCUAGAUGUUUCGGAUUGAAACUUUUUUUUCAGUGUGGAAUGAAAAUUUGACGAUACCUGGAGCUGUUCGAAGUGCGUGCGAAAACGAAAACCAACAUCAUCCCCCAUCAAACGCACUAUACUUCAAUAUUUUUUGCCUUGCACAUUUUCUUCAUGGAAUUGGAGCCACCCCACUUUUCACCAUUGGAGUUUCAUAUAUCGAUGAGAAUGUCGGAAGUGCUCUUUCUUCACUCUUCGUUGGAAUCUUCUACUCAUUCGCUGUUUUUGGACCAGCUGCCGGAUUCUUGACAGCUGGAGCACUUCUCAAAUACCAUACUGAUUUCUGGCAUCUCCCACCUGAACAGAUUAUCAAAAUUUCAUCGGAUGAAUCAGAUCCAACUUGGGUUGGCGCUUGGUGGUUGAGUUUUAUUAUGGCUUCAGCUCUUGGAUUUGCUGCUGUUGUUCCACUGGUUUGCUUGCCAAAAGUAUUACCGGUUUCACUGAAAUGGCAUCGAGCAAGAUUGCAAGAUGCAGCACUUUCGAAUCGGAGAAGAACGCCUGAAUGUUGUGGAAUAUCUGGAACAAAUAAAACAGCUGCUUUAAAUAUUGAUGCGCCAAUUUCUGGUGAGAAUUUUAAUGAUUGAAUAGAACUUUGAUUCACAGCUGAUAAAUUAUCAGCUGUUCCAGUCAAAGAAAAAAAUUGUUUUGUGUGACUCAUCGAAAAAUAUUUUUCAGAACAAGCAACAUUGCUAUAUUCUUCAAUUCCUGCUAGAGGUCGAGGUCCUUUGUGGUACAAAAUUUGGCUUGAUGUUCGUCACAUCCCGAUUGCAAUCUACCGUAUUCUGACAAACGGUCCAUUUAUGAUUAUCACCAUCGCAAUGGCAGUUGACAGUCUAGUUGUCACUGGAGCAUCAUCGUUCAUGUCAAAAUAUCUAGAAAGACAAUUUUCUGUUGCACCAAGUAAAGCAAAUGUGUUGAUUGGAUGUAUUAUGGUUCCAAUGGCUGGUUUCGGUUGUAUGGUUACUGGAUAUAUCGUCAAUUAUUUCCGUUUCAAUUCAUUAAAAAUGCUCAAAUUUGCGAUUGGUCUUCUACUUUUAUCGCUUUCUUUCACACCAAUGUAUUUGAUAUAUUGCCCACAUCAUCCAUUAAUAGGAGUUGAUUCGCCAUAUCCAAAUUUGAAUGAUAAUAAUUUUGUGAACACAACAAAUGGAGAAUUCCAACUGAUGAAUUCAUGCAAUCAAAUGUGUCGAUGUGAUCCAGCAGAAUAUCGACCAGUUUGUGCAACACUUGAAGAUGGAAGUCAACUCACAUAUUAUUCACCAUGUUUUGCUGCGUGUUCAGAUCCAUAUACAUCACAAAGAAAAACCUACGACAAUUGUGAAUGUGUUCCACAAAACACUAUUGGAAAACCAAGACAAGUCAAAAAAGGGGUUUGUGAGACAAGAUGCAGUGGCCUUGUUGGAUUCUUGACAUUAUUUGCUCCACUAUCAUUUUGCACAUUUGCAGUAGCUGUUCCAGUUAUAUCCGUCAUUUUGAGGUUGGUAACGAAAGCUUUAACGGCUUUAAGUUUUAAAAAUCAAACAUUUCAGAACUGUUGACUAUAAUGAAAGAUCGUUUGCAUUGGGUAUUCAGUGGAUUAUGAUUCGAGCAAUCGGAACAAUCCCAGCUCCAGUGUUAUUUGGAUGGAUGUUUGAUACAUCGUGUAUCAAAUAUCAAACUGAUUCUUGUGGAAAAUCAUCGGUAAGAAAACCACUAAUUCUAAAAAUAAACAUAACAAUUUCCUGUUGCAGAGUAAUAAUUGCCUUUUAUAUGACAAUCAAAUGUUGGCAAAUCUUUUUAUGACAUUCUCAAUUAUUGGUCAAGCAAUAUCAAUGGCAAUUCUAACGUGUGUAUUGAUGUUCUAUGGUCCAACUCUUCACGAUGAUCCAGUUGAUGAAGUUGCACCUCCAGAAUCUCAUCCUCUUGAAGUUGGAGAUGUGCCAAGAGAACUUGAACCGGAAGAUAAAACUGUGGCUUCAGUGAAUUAA
Molecule: messenger RNA, 3385 nt
Organism: Caenorhabditis angaria
Lineage: Eukaryota; Metazoa; Nematoda; Chromadorea; Rhabditida; Rhabditidae
Source: the annotation of a GenBank genome assembly